AUGCGAGUUAUCGCUGCUCCUUGUUCUUGUGUUGGAUGCAUCCGCGCAAAAACCCGCUGCACUUGGCCCCUUGCAGGCCCGACGUGCUGCGUCAGGUGCAGCGAACGCGGGCUGGAAUGCGAGCACGAUGGCGUACAGCAGAUGAGCAGUGAUUCAUCAGCGGAGGAUAUGCCUAUAGACUUUUUAAACCUCGUUACCGAUCAUGAGUUGGCUUCAAGCACUUCUGCACUACAACCGGCCGAGUGGGCAGUAGAGCCUAACCUACUUCGAAGCCUGGACCUUUCGGGCCAGUUUCGCGAUUAUGGUAGUUUCACGCCUGUUGAUCGAUUCAACACGUCAUCUGUCAUGCCAGGGACCCAGCUAGUCAACUCCGGUCCUUUCAGUCUCCGGAUUACAACAGGAAGUGGUCAGAUCCUUGUACCGUUACUUUUACGGAUAUUACAGUCAUACCCCUUUAUGCUAUUGAGAAAGGAAACAUUUCCACCGUUUAUGAAUCCUUUGCUCUACUCAUGGGCCGAAUCGGGGAAAACCCCUUCGCAGCAGACCUUGAUCAACUGCGUGAGCAUAGUGCACAUGUUCAAAGCUCAGCGAGAGGCAAACAAAAGUUUUAUGUGGACAGUUAUCAAACUUGAGCAGGAGAGAAUAGCAGCAGGAGUCAGUCUUUCCAUUGCCAUUUUCGAUGCACCAAUAACAUACUACUAG
This is a messenger RNA of Colletotrichum truncatum, 702 nucleotides long. RefSeq lists its product as uncharacterized. The record is from RefSeq and is a predicted model, not a curated record. NCBI's taxonomy places the organism in Eukaryota, Fungi, Ascomycota, Sordariomycetes, Glomerellales, Glomerellaceae.